Molecule: messenger RNA, 1632 nt
Organism: Juglans microcarpa x Juglans regia
Lineage: Eukaryota; Viridiplantae; Streptophyta; Magnoliopsida; Fagales; Juglandaceae
Exons: 2
Coding region: 361-1632 (423 amino acids)
Source: RefSeq, a predicted model, not a curated record
UUUCCUCUUCUUGGUCCAAACAUUCCUUUACCUGCACCUAUUUCCCCUCCCUCCAACAUUUCCACAUUUACAUUCCAGCCUUCUCUCCCUCCCACUCAAUUCACUUCACAAUCCCCUACCUCUCAAAUUACUCCUCCUAACUCUUCCUCUGCCCCUCGACGAUCCACUCGACCCAAGAAACCCCCUUCCUACUUACAAGAUUAUUCUUGUCAACAGAUCCUUGUGACUCCCUCUUCACAAUCCAGCUUCAAGAUACAAGUCAAAACUCUUUUGGCUAUUGCUGCCAUUAAAGGUUGGAGUUUGCAUCAAUUUGAUGUAAACAACGCCUUCUUACAUGGUGAAUUACACGAAAAAAUCUACAUGAAGAUGCCUCCCGGAUACUCAAUUCCCAACAAAGAAAAAGUUUGCAAGUUAAAAAAAAGCUUGUAUGGACUUAAGCAGGCUUCUCGGCAAUGGUAUGCCAAAUUUUCCUCAUCUUUACUUCAAUAUGGUUUCAAUCAAUCUAGGGCUGAUUAUACUCUUUUUACCAAAGGCAGUGGUCCUUCAUUCAUUGCAUUACUUGUCUACGUUGAUGAUAUUAUUGUGGCCACUAAUGAUCUCAAAGCUGUUUCUGACCUAAAAGAAUUCUUAGCUACCAAGUUCAAGAUCAAGGACCUUGGUUGUCUAAAAUAUUUUCUAGGUUUAGAGAUUGCCCGAAAUCCUACUGGAAUACAGAUUUGUCAACGAAAAUAUACAUUAGAUAUAUUAAAUGAUGUUGGUUUGCUUGGUUGUAAACCAAGCUUAAUUCCCAUGGAUCCCAAUAUUAAAUUGUGUAAAGAUGAAGGUCAAUUGCUGGAUGAUCCUAGUGAAUAUAGACGAAUGGUUGGCAGACUUCUCUAUCUCACUAUUACACGACCUGAUCUCUCCUACUCUAUUAAUAUCUUGAGUCAAUACAUGUCAUCACCACGAGUCCCUCAUCUUCAUGCUGCCUAUAAAGUGUUGCGGUAUCUCAAGAAAUCACCAGGACAGGGCUUGUUCUUUCCAUCUUCAUCCUCAUAUCACUUGACUGUCUACUGCGAUUCUGACUGGGCAUCAUGUCCCGACACUAGGCAUUCCACAACAGGCUAUUGUGUCUUCCUUGGUCACUCUCUUGUCUCCUGGAAAUGCAAGAAACAGACAACUAUAUCAAGAAGUUCUACUGAAGCAGAAUACCGCUCCAUGGCCUCAGCCUCAUGUGAAAUCAUAUGGAUUAAGUACCUUCUUGCAGAUCUCCAAGUCCCUCAUUCUCAGCCUGCUACUCUCUACUGUGAUAGCAAAUCAGCUUUACACAUCGCCUCCAAUCCCGUCUUCCACGAAAGAACCAAACACAUUGAAUUAGAUUGUCAUCUAAUUCGGGACAAAAUUCAAGAAGGAGUUCUCACCACAGCCUACACACCAUCGCAGUCUCAGCUUGCAGACCUCUUAACUAAAGCUCUUCAUUCCCCUAUGUUUUACUCUCUGUUGCUCAAGAUGAGAGUCACUGAUCUCCACUCUCCAUCUUGCGGGGGGAUAUUGAAUCAAGCAAAAGCAAUGAAGUCAUCCCAGCAGCACAUCAUGCAAGCCACCUCAUCACAACAAACUGUCACGAGUCAUCAAAAUCAGCAAAUCAUGUAA